Pyrus x bretschneideri (Chinese white pear) is the source of this 1792-nucleotide messenger RNA. RefSeq names its product probable BOI-related E3 ubiquitin-protein ligase 3. The record is from RefSeq and is a predicted model, not a curated record. Lineage: Eukaryota; Viridiplantae; Streptophyta; Magnoliopsida; Rosales; Rosaceae. Bases 802 to 1665 code for a protein of 287 amino acids. The transcript is spliced from 5 exons. Gene Ontology annotation, molecular function: ubiquitin-protein transferase activity.
AAAUGAAAACUGCAAAAAUAAAAGGAGAGAGAGACAGAGAGAGAACGGCAAUCCGUUUGCGUAACCACAAGCACCGAGAUAUGUAUGCAUGUGUGUAAUGCGUGUGAUUUGGAUUGAAUAAAUUUUGGGUUUUGGGCACUCUCUCCCACUCUCAUCCAUCCUCCUUCCAUUUCUUCAUAAUAUUUUGAUCCUCCAUCUUCUUCCAAACCACAGUAACUCCACUCUUUAAUUUAUCCGGUUUCGAUCUUUCAGAUCUUCCUCUCCCUUUUACUCUUCCAAAUUUUACUUCUUGAUCCUUUAUCUUUCUGGGUUCUGCGUUUCACUCCUUCUGGGAAGCUUAAGCAUCAUCUCCCAGAAGAUUCCAAACGAUCGGUUAUCGAAAAAGCAGUGCAUUCUUGAGUUGGCAUGUGAUUGCAGGAUCUGGGCAAGCACCGAUUUUGCUUGAGACUGAAUCAAAGAGGAUUUGGAUAUUGAGGUUGAUUCUUGCUGUUUAAGUUACCAACCUUCGCCUAAAGAAAACAUUUGAGGUAGUUACUUUGUCUUAUACAAUGUUGGGAGGCAACAAUAGUAACCCCAUGCUUCCUGUUUUCGUGGAUGAAAAUCGAUUCCCAUAUCCGACAAAUGCUUCAAGUCAACUUCAGCUGUUUGGAAAUGUUCCUACCUUGCAACUCAGUCUUUAUUCAGCAUCAACUUUUUCCUUUCUGGAAUUGUCUUUAAGAUGGAAUUUCAACUGAUGUUGCAGUACAAGCUGGAUGUAACGUUGAUCCUGUAAAUUAUUUUGGCACUGAGCAUAUCACUCCCAUGCUUCGGCCCAAUAAACGAAACAGGGAAAUGGAAGAUAUCUCAAGACAGAAGAAGCUUCAGAUUUCUUUGAACUAUAAUGUCUGUCCAGAUGAAGCCGAUCGUUCAGCUAGCAUUCCAAACCCAAAUGCUGUAUCAACGGGGUUAAGGCUAUCAUAUGAUGACGAUGAGCGCAACUCAUCAGUUACUUCUGCGAGUGGAAGUAUGACAGCUGCACCUUCAAUGAUCCUAUCCCUAGGUGACAAUAUUAGGACUGAGCUGGAUCGACAGAAGGAAGAGUUUGAUCAAUACAUCAAAAUUCAGGAGGAACACUUGGCAAAGGGGGCAAGGGACAUGAAGCAGAGACAUACGGCUUCUUUCCUUGCUGCCAUAGAGAAAGGUGUCAGCAAAAAGAUGCGCGAGAAAGACUUGGAAAUUGAGAACGUGAACCGUAAGAAUCAAGAAUUGGUUGAUAGAAUAAAACAGGUGGCUGUCGAAGCGCAAAAUUGGCACUACAGAGCAAAGUACAAUGAGUCGGUUGUUAAUGCCCUGAAGAGCAACCUCCAGCAAGCAAUUUCGCAGGGUGCGGACCAAGGGAAGGAAGGAUUUGGAGACAGCGAAGUUGACGAUGCUGCCUCCUACAUCGAUCCAAAUAACUACCUGACUAUCCCAGUUGGACCAGCGAAAUCUGUGCCGAAGAAUUACCUAGGGUUGAAGGAGCAAACGGGUUCGAGAGCGUGUAGAGCAUGCAAAGCGAAGGAGGUGUCAAUCUUGUUGAUGCCUUGUAGGCACCUGUGUUUAUGCAAGGACUGUGAUGGUUUUGUCAAUGUUUGCCCUGUAUGUGAGUCAAUGAAAACUGCUAGCUUCCAAGUGUACUUGUCCUAAAUUAUGAAGCAACUUAAAAAAUUAUGUGAUGCACUGUUGAUAAUGUGUGAUUUUGUUCUUUGAAAUCAAAAUUUGUAUGGAGAGGUUCUAGUUGUCUUUAUAAAAUGAGUUAUAGGCUUUUGCUUUA